AUGAACAGUCUUUUUUCAUCGACAUCAACACAGCCAUCACAAACAACAACCACUACAACUACAACAACAUCAAAUAAUAAUUUAUCAUUUAAAAAUUAUAAUUGUGAUAGUGAUAACAAUAAUAUACAUAAUCAUUCCCAUAGUAACUAUAGAGAUUAUAAAUGUUGUAAUAAUAUAAAUAAUAAUAAAAUUAAUAAUAUAAAUUUUGAUAGUAAUAUAAAUCUUCAAUUACAAUCAAGAGGAACUAAAAUAGUUAAUUUAACAGUGGUUUCAGCAAGAGAUUUAAAAAUUAAUUCAAAUAAAAUUGAUCCAUAUGUCGAAGUUAGAUAUAAAGAUAAAAUAUUUCAAACCAGAGCAUUAAAAAACACAACCGAUCCCUUAUGGGAAGAGGUCUUUGAAAUUGAAAUUAAAGAAGAAGAUAGAUUAAAUAUUCAAAAUCCAAUGAUAUCGUUUUAUAUUUGGGAUAAAGAACUUUUUUUUAAAAACAAUUAUGUUGGGUCAGUUUCAAUAUCGUUAGACUGUAUCGAAAGAGAACAAGUUUUUGAAAAUUGGAUUGAUAUUGUAAAUAGUAACACAAACACAAAAGGUGUAUCAGUUGUUGGUCAGUUGCACAUUAGAGCUCAGUAUUUUUCUAUAGAAGACAUCGAAGUUAAUUUUGACGAAUGGCUAGUUUUAAAUAAUAGUGGUGGUAGCAUUGGCAAAUUAACAAAUAAUAAAAAUAACAACACAACAACCACAACCACAACAAGUUAUAAUUGUAGUUCAAAAACAUCACCAUCCUCUUCAUAUAAAGAUGAACAUUUUUCAAUGUCACAAAUCAUUGAUGAUCAACGAAAGCUAUUAUUACAAAAUCAAAUGAAUAUGUUUAAAAAUGGCAGUGACAACAGCGGGUCGUCAUCUUCUGCUUCAUCAUUAAACGAAGCUCAUAUUUAUCAACAAGAGUAUUAUUUAAACUUAAUUCAACAACAACAACAAGAUCAAGAAGAACUUGAUCCAGAAAUCUUAAAACUUAUAUUAAAACAAGAAGAAGAGGAACAAUACGCCGCUAACCGUGAUGAAGAUAUGUUAUCACACUGUAUAUUAUGUAAAAAAUUUGAAUCAUCAGCCGACAAUUUAUAUCUCAUGGAUGAUUGCUUACACAAUUUUUGUAAGAACUGUUUUAGAAAGGGCAUUCAAGAACAAUUAGAAAAUAGUGAAUGUAGUAUUGAUUCAGUUCAAUGCUUAUACGAUGGUUGCUCAGAAAAAAUUCAACAUUUUAUGAUCAAAUCAAUUCUCGAUAAAACAGAAUAUGAAUCAUUCCUAAAUAAAACUUUAGAGAAGGUUUUGUAUAACAACGACAACUAUAUUGAAUGUCCAUCAUGUAAUUUUGUGUUUGAAAAAAUUGCACAACCACCAUUAUCACCACCAAUAAUUGGCAGUAAUGGCCUUCCAAUAAUGAAUAACAAUAAUAUUAGUUUAAACAACUCCAAUAAUAAUUUAAAUAAUAAUAGUGCAAAUACAACAGCAAAUACCUCACCAAUUCCAUCAUUAUCAAACUCAUUAUCAUCGUCAUCAUUUUCUUCGAUUUCAUCACUAUUAUCUGCUUCAAACUUGAUAUCCAAUACUUUAAUGUCAAAUAAUCAACCAUCACCACCACCACAACAAACCACCAAAAAAAGAUUAAAAUUAAAUUUAUUAGCACCAGAUGGUAAACUAAUGUCAGAAGAAUCAGCAAGACAUAGAGAAGAAUUUAGAUUUAGAUGUAUAAAAUGCUGCACCGAAUUUUGUUCAGAUUGCAAGACAACACCAUAUCACUAUUCAUAUACUUGUGAUAAAUAUACAGAAUAUUUAGUUUCAAAAAAAUGUAGAUUUUGCCAAUCAAGCAUUCCAAACGUUCCAGGUAUUAAGGAAAGAGAAAUUUGUUACUCUGAGGAAUGUGAAUUAAAAUUAGGACUUUGCUGCGACAAAGUAUUAAAAUGUGGUCAUCUUUGUAUUGGUGUCAAGGGUGAGGAAAAAUGUGGACCAUGCUAUGAUGAAGAAUGUGUUGGUAAAGAUCGUUUCAACAAUGAUGAGUUUUGUAAUAUAUGCUAUAUCGAAUCACUUAAAUCAGCACCAUCAAUAAUGUUAGAUUGUGGGCACAUGUUCCAUUACUCUUGUGUAGAAAAAAGAUUAACCAAUAAGAAUGGUCCAAGAAUAACUUUUCAUCAUUUAAAUUGCAGUAUUUGCAAAAAAGAAAUGAAACAUCCAGCUAUUAAAAAAAUAUUAGAUCCAAUUCUCAAAGAUAGAAAAAUUAUUCAAUCAAAAGCUUUAGAGCGUUUAUCAUAUGAAGGUUUGGCUAAAUGUAAAGAGAUUGAGGAUAAGAAAUCAAAAUGGUACCAAGAUCCAGAUGGCUACUCAAUGGACCGUUAUGUUUACUACUCGUGCUUCAAAUGUAAGAAAUUUUAUUUUGCAGGUCAAGCUCGUUGUGAUGAAGGUGGCGAAGGUUAUAAUGAAGAGGACUUGAUUUGUGGCUCGUGCCGUGGUAGUGACGGAAAAGAAUGUAAGAUCCAUGGUUGGGACUAUUUAAUUUGGAAAUGUCAAUUUUGUUGCUCUCCAUCUCAAUGGUAUUGUUGGUCCAAAACACAUUUUUGUAAUGAGUGUCAUACCAAGCAGCAAAAAGGUGAUUAUCUCAAUAAAAAACCCAAAACUGCUUUUCCAGUAUGCGAAGGUCCUGAAAAAUGUCCAUUAAAAGUUGCUCAUCCACACGUUGCUGAAUUUAUUUUAGGUUGUAGUUUAUGUAAUAAUCUUUUAAACUUUUAA
Dictyostelium purpureum is the source of this 2778-nucleotide messenger RNA. RefSeq lists its product as uncharacterized. Gene Ontology annotation, molecular function: zinc ion binding. The transcript is spliced from 3 exons. The record is from RefSeq and is a predicted model, not a curated record. Bases 1 to 2778 code for a protein of 925 amino acids. Lineage: Eukaryota; Evosea; Eumycetozoa; Dictyosteliales; Dictyosteliaceae. Gene Ontology annotation, cellular component: nucleus.